Messenger RNA from Notodromas monacha, 1849 nucleotides. The record is from the annotation of a GenBank genome assembly. Lineage: Eukaryota; Metazoa; Arthropoda; Ostracoda; Podocopida; Cyprididae.
ACAAAGGAAACACCACAACCAGACACGAACGAAGGCAGAUUCACUUUCAGUUGCACCUCUAAUGCAGUACUGCGGACUGACUAUAUCUGUGUCGUGUAUUUGCCUGACGUACAGACAAGGCCAAGAAUGCGAAUUUGGAAUUCUUCGUUCAGUGAUUCGAUUGAAGUGCGCGGUGUAUCGUCCUUGAAUGAGGUGCUGGAUCACGUGCGAAAUGACUACCAUGUGCCUCCUUCUGUUCCAUUGAACAUCGCCCUUGUGGAAGAUGGCACAAUAGUUGAUGACGACGAAUACUUCGGAACCCUUGCGAGGAAUUCGGAAUUAGUUUUUCUUUCGCCAUGGGAAAAGUUCAACCCAUGGCUUCGUAAGCUCAGAGAUGCAUUUUCCAGAGAUCCACAAAUAUCAUCUAUGGAGCGUGUCGUGGGGGAUUUCCUUAGUCAGAAGCGUGAAGCCAAGACGAAGCUAUUAAAUUCUUAUGUAUCAAGGCUGCCUGUGAACCGUUCUUUGAAUUCUCGUGAAGAGGAUCCUAGUUGGUUCCAGGGAUUGCCGGGUAGAUUCAAAAGUAAAGAUCAAGUCAUGAAAGAUAGGGCCAGAAGUCGGAUGAGGAACUAUUUGCGUGAGACGAAAGAGUAUUUGCGGAACCGUUAUUCUGUGAACGAGAAAGAAGUGCAGUUUUCCUUUUCCAUCAUCCGUGAGUUGACUGAUAUGUUGAAGGAGAGAGAUUAUCAUGGCCAUUAUUUUAAUCGUGAGGAACUCGCUAGAGAUUUGCGGUUAUGUGACAGCCACGGUUCCUUCAAAUGCCAAGGACCAUUCAAUUCGGAUAUAUGCUCCUACGUCGAUCACCAAAUCAAUCCCUACGACAACCGCGAAAGUUUAAUACUUUUUCAGAAUUGGAAUCUCGAUCAUGGUAUCGAGAAAUCGAGAACCAUUCUACCUGGCAUGAUACAAGCUAUGAAAUCUUGUAUGACAAAAGGCUUUAUAUUGAAUACGUUGUAUUUUUUCAACUUGCUUUUCACGACUGUGAAUUUGAAAUUGGUCCAUACAGUUUGUCAUGAUAAAACAGGGCAUAAAACUAAGCAGUUGGAUUCCUCGAAUUUUUUUGUCGGUGACCAAAAAAUAUCGAGAAGUGGCAAUGGAAUCCGUGCUUAGUUCGUGUACGUAUGUGUUACAUUUUUCCGUGCAAGACUUCUACUCAGUGGCUUUACUGAAAUUAUUUCGAAGAAAAGCUGUGAUCCUUUCAGCAUUAAACGUAGUGGGAAAGCUUUGUAAUUCAACUUUUGUUCAUGUAGAACACGUUUAAGGUAUCGUUUAAAUUGACUGCGAUGGAGAAGGUUCAAGUGAAUUUCAGUAAAUUGUACAAUAUUGAGGGCUCAUGUAACAAAUGUGUUUGGCAAUUCGAGGACAUCCCUGAAGAAUACUGCAGUAUAUAAUCUUUUUACAAUGGAUAUUCCAGCUAUACAACGUGCAAUUUUUUCUUUCUCAAUAUCCGCCGUACUCGCAAUUUCAUUUAUUUUCUCACUGCACAGUCGGUCGAUGGACAGCAAACCUGCUCUUUAUUUGUACGCUCAAAAUUUGAGUUGAUUAGUGAAAGCAUAUAAUUCCGGAUGUCACGCUUCGGAAUUUGCAAUUGUAGCUCGGAAUCCUGUGAAAUGUGUUCUUUUUAUAUAUUUAUAUGCAUUACAAUUGUUUUCACCUCAGUGAUGCAUUCUUCUCGCAAUAUUGAUCAAUGUUCGUUUUUGACCUGUUCUAGGGUUUUUUACGAUGGCUCUGAGUGUCCUGGAGUUGUUUUCGGGAAUCGGAGGAAUGCAUUGCGCGUUAAAGGCAUCUGCGAUUGAUGCUAACGUUGUGGCCG